Torulaspora delbrueckii is the source of this 486-nucleotide messenger RNA. RefSeq names its product Nkp2p (gene NKP2). The transcript has a single exon. The coding region runs from base 1 to 486 and encodes 161 amino acids. NCBI's taxonomy places the organism in Eukaryota, Fungi, Ascomycota, Saccharomycetes, Saccharomycetales, Saccharomycetaceae. The record is from RefSeq and is a predicted model, not a curated record.
AUGAGUUUGAGAGAGAUCCUGGUCCAGUUCUUGUUAGGCAAUCAAUUGACCAGCAGGUUGUCCCUUCCUGAGUUCCAGGAAGUCGUGGACAAGAACAGUGGUCAAGGUGAGAGGAUACCAGAUGAAAAGGUUCGUGAAUGGUAUGCUGCUUAUCGGGCCCGUGAUCAAGAUGAAACUGAUGCUACAAGGCUGAUUGUCGACAAGUUUCUUACCAUUACUGAGCAGGCUGAGAUGCGAAAGUUGGAAAACGCACAGUUAAAGGAAUCUUUGAGUUUAGAAGAAGUUGUUGACAGUAUGUAUAAUGUGGAUCAAAUACUGGAUGCGAGACUGAAGACUUUGAAUAGAGCUAUGGAAACGAAUGUGAAGGUUUUGGCUAAAUUAAAUGAUAUCUUGGCAAAAGUCAAUCGAUCAAAAGCCGAAGACGACAAUAUUGAUCUAUUAAACGUCUUACAUGGCUAUAAAACAAUGAUAGAGGGUGACGAGUAG